ACAAUGCUCGAAGCUCGUCUGCAACAUGCCUCGACUCUUAAAAAGCUUCUUGAUGCUGUUAAAGAACUAGUCACUGAUGCCAACUUUGAAUGCAAUGAGACUGGUAUUGCUUUACAGGCAAUGGAUACUUCCCACAUCUCUCUUGUGACUCUGUUGUUGCGUUCAAGCGGAUUCGAACAUUACCGUUGCGACAGAAAUUCCAGUCUUGGCAUUUCUCUUGCUAGUCUAGGAAAGAUCCUCAAAUGCGCUUCUAACGAAGAUGUCUUGACUCUGCGUGCUGGUGAGAACGCAGAUGUCCUGACACUGGUCUUUGAGGCUCCCGACUCUGAAAGAUGUAGCGAGUUUGAGAUGAAAUUGAUGGAUAUUGACAGUGAGCAUUUGGGUAUUCCCGACUCCAACUACGAUGUGGUUGUCAAGAUGUCCUCUGUCGAAUUUCAACGUAUCUGCCGUGAUAUGAGUACUUUGUCCGAAUCCAUUACAAUCGAGUGUGCAAAAGACAGCGUUCGGUUUAUGACUGAAGGUGAUAUUGGCAGCGGCUAUAUUACUCUCAAGCCAGGCAUGUCCAUUGACGAUAGUGAAGACACAUCGACAACUAUUGAACUCCAACAAGCUUGCAGUCUUACAUUUUCUCUCAAGUAUUUGUCCAACUUCACCAAGGCCACCCCCCUGUCCAAGACGGUUACAUUGAGCAUGUCCAACGAGUAUCCAUUGUUAGUAGAAUACAAAGUGAAUGAGAUUGGAUUCAUUCGUUACUAUCUUGCACCUAAAAUGAACGAAGCCGAAUAAAUUUCUCGCAAAUUUAAACUCA
Messenger RNA from Batrachochytrium dendrobatidis JAM81, 808 nucleotides. Its product is annotated as proliferating cell nuclear antigen. Gene Ontology annotation, molecular function: DNA binding; DNA polymerase processivity factor activity. Gene Ontology annotation, biological process: regulation of DNA replication; leading strand elongation; mismatch repair. The record is from RefSeq and is a predicted model, not a curated record. The coding region runs from base 4 to 786 and encodes 260 amino acids. The transcript has 3 exons. Lineage: Eukaryota; Fungi; Chytridiomycota; Chytridiomycetes; Rhizophydiales. Gene Ontology annotation, cellular component: PCNA complex.